Molecule: messenger RNA, 2742 nt
Organism: Myotis myotis
Lineage: Eukaryota; Metazoa; Chordata; Mammalia; Chiroptera; Vespertilionidae
Gene: GET4
Product: guided entry of tail-anchored proteins factor 4
Exons: 9
Coding region: 1322-2143 (273 amino acids)
Biological process (GO): protein insertion into ER membrane
Cellular component (GO): cytosol; BAT3 complex
Molecular function (GO): protein binding
Source: RefSeq, a predicted model, not a curated record
UAUGUGACACGGCACCAGAGUUAAGUUGGAGUUUUUCAAAAUGCUGACACGCCGAGCUCAGAAGGUUCGCCAUCACUGCCCUGGCUCCCGGGAGGCACUGCUGGGUUUUAUCCUUCAGCCGGUGGGCGAUCACAGGUAGUUCUGUUUGCCAGUAGAUGGCGCUGUACACAAGGUGUGGUGAUGCCGGGGCGCCUGCACCUCGGGGCAGGGUGGGGGUCCCUGUGGUCAGGGGAGCCGCUGCCUGGGGGAGCGCUGCUCCCGUCCUCCCCACCCCACCCGGAAAGCUGGCUCCCCUGCCCAGGAACGGCCUCCCUGCCUUCGGGGGCUUGUUUCUCGCUGGAGUGGGUUCCUGAGAUGGAAGGGCCCAGCGUGUGUCCUGAGGAACGGAGGCGGGCUGGUGUGCUGGCCCUGGGGUCCAUGAGGUGGAGCUGUGGGUGCUGUCUGGAGGACCAGGCCGUGUGUGCGUGCAUGCGUACAUGUGUGUGUGCGUGCGCGCGUGUGUGUGUGUGCGUGUGUGCGCGUGUGUGACAAGCACACCUCUGUCAGCAGUGCUGAGGCAGAAACGGGCCGUCUGUGUACAUGUGUGCGCAUGUGUGUGUGCGCAUGUGUGUGUGCGCAUGUGUGUGUGCGUGUGUGACGAGCACACCUCUGUCAGCAGUGCUGAGACAGAAACGGGCCGUCCGUGUACGUGUGUGUGUGUGUGUGUGCGUGUGCGUGUGCGUGUGCGACGGGCACACCUCUGUCAGCAGUGCUGAGACAGAAACGGGCCGAGCCGCGGGCCUGCUGCUGGCGGGACGGGUGUGUUCUGGGCUCUGCCUGUGGGCCGUGUUGAAGGGCAGACCUCUGUGGUGACGGGGACAGCCCACCAUCGCUCCCCCUGGUGGAAGGGAAGCCGCGGCCUGGCCUCUGCACCCAGGGGUGUGUGCCCGCAGGUGGGUUCCUGGCUGUGCUCCCCCUGUGGUCACUGAGGCCCCCGGACAGCCAGGUGCUCCGGGUGCCGCCCACACAGCUCUGUGCCGACCUGCCCCCUGCGCUCCUCAGGCUGUUCUCCUGCCCUGGACACUGUUGGUGCGGACAGACCUGUCCUGUCCAGCCGUCUGCUCCAGGCCCUGCCAGGCUCUGGCGGCACUGCCCCUCCCCCGCCAGCCCAGGUCCUGUCCUUGGUGACCAUGCGUGCGGAGUGGGGUGCCCGCACAGGACCAGGGGUGGCGGUGCCUCCCGUGGGAAGGGAGGGCACGCUGAGAACGCCGGCGCAGCCACGGCGGGCAUCGUCCCUCGUCCUGUGUGCCGUCCUGGCCUUUGGUUCUGCCCUAAUAGGUACAUGUCGCAGAGCAAGCACGCCGAGGCCCGCGAGCUCAUGUGCUCCGGGGCGCUGCUGUUCUUCAGCCACGGCCAGCAAAACAGUGCUGCGGACCUGUCCAUGCUGGUCUUGGAGUCGCUGGAGAAGGCGGAAGUGGAGGUGGCCGAUGAGCUGUUGGAAAAUCUGGCUAAACUGUUUAGUCUGAUGGACCCGAACUCCCCAGAGCGCGUGGCCUUUGUGUCCAGGGCCCUGAAGUGGUCCAGCGGGGGCUCCGGGCGGCUGGGCCACCCCCGGCUGCACCAGCUGCUGGCCCUCACCCUGUGGAGAGAGCAGAACUACUGCGAGUCUCGGUACCACUUCCUGCACUCGGCCGACGGGGAGGGCUGCGCCAACAUGCUGGUGGAGUACUCCACGUCCCGCGGCUUCCGCAGCGAGGUGGACAUGUUUGUGGCCCAGGCCGUCCUGCAGUUCCUCUGUUUAAAAAACAAAAGCAGUGCAUCCGUGGUGUUCACGACGUACACCCAGAAGCACCCGUCCAUCGAGGACGGCCCUCCGUUCGUGCAGCCGCUGCUCAACUUCAUCUGGUUCCUGCUGUUGGCCCUGGACGGAGGCAAACUGACCGUGUUCACGGUGCUGUGUGAGCAGUACCAGCCGUCGCUCCGGCGGGACCCCAUGUACAACGAGUACCUCGACAGGAUAGGACAGCUCUUCUUCGGGGUGCCGCCCAAGCAGACGUCUUCCUACGGGGGCUUGCUCGGCAACCUUCUGAGCAGCCUCAUGGGCUCCUCGGAGCAGGAGGGCGAGGACAGCCAGGACGACAGCAGCCCCAUCGAGCUCGACUGACGCCCCGACCUGCACCAAGAGGCGCCCUGCCUGGCGGCGGGUUCCCAGGGCCUGGCCGGCUCCCAGGCCGCCGUGGUUCCGUCGGCCGCCGGUGUGCCCUGGCGGAGGGCACGGGGCUGCGUGGCGCGGCCUCCGAUUGACCCACAAUAAAGCACAGGCUUGCGUGCCACCGCCUCUCCGUCUUUGUUUCGGGUUUGCUUUGGGUGCCGAGGGUCGACACAGGCACCGGGUCGGGGGCUGCCAUCGGCCGCCCCACGUGGACGCCUGUGCCAAAUCCCGGAGCCGUGCCUGCACGGUGGCAUCGCAGACGGCGGAGCUGCCGGCCGCCGCCUCAAGACGCAAUAUUUAUUUCCUGGUGACGAUUCCUUCCCCCGGCGGCCUAGGUCUUACCCAAGUGCCCCGGCCCUCUCAGCUCUACAGAUGUUCCCGGGGUGACAGCGGGACACACUUUAUUUUUCCACAAUUAAAGUCAGAGUUGUAGAUUAUUACUCGGUGAUCAUGCAUGAAGGAGCGGACUACACCACUCUAUUUGCUGUAAAAAUGGAAUAAAAGGGAGGUUUGUGUUCAUCGUUGAAUUUAAAUAAAUUCUUUCUACUGGG